AUGGCGGAAGAAGACCCGAUCGUGAGUCCGGCCGCAAUCGCGUGGGAAUACGUGUUGGGCUGCAACCAGGGCGAUGCAAAGGUGCAGGCUCGUGACACGGCCAACGCGUGUGUCCUAGCCUUACAAGCCUUCUUGGAAGCGUCUGCCAAGCCCGGGGCAUUUGUGAACGCUCAUCCCCAGUGGGAAGCGUUUGUGGCGGCCGUUCAGGUGCUCGCACAACAUGUCGAGCAGAGCACAGUGGCCGCCGCUGACGAGGCUGGGGACAGCGACGCCAGUGACAGCGGCGUCAGUGGUGAUGACAGCGACGAUGAUGAGGGCAUCAUGGCCAAGGGCUUGGUGACAAGGCCGACUUGCCUUUAUCUGCAUCUCAAGUAUGGCUGCGCACUGGUAGCAACCACCGGGCCUGAUGGCCGCGUGAGUCUGUUCGUCCUCGGCCUGGACAACCAACAUUUUGUGGCUCAAGCUCCACCAAACAGCCAAGUCGAGACUACUGCGCGCACGGAUGGCCACUUCCUCCUCCCCGUGGGAUCACUAUGGAGCCAGAGCGACGUGCAAAACGUCAUCAAACUGGCCAAGCAGUCUCUCAAACGCAGCGCCAAUGCAGAGGAUGGCAAGGUGCACAAAACUCCAGGGUUUGUGCAUCAGGCAUACACCCGAGCAUGGAGCGAACAUGUCAAUGGCAACGCCAGCAGCAAUUUGCUAACAACCGAUCAGUGGCAUGCCGCAGCUCAACGCCACAUGGUGGCGCUCAAUAACCUUGGUGCGCGAGUCCGGCACCAUAACAACGCCCAACUCGAUGCCAUGUAUUCGCAGCUUCUUCAGGCCACCAGCAACAUGGUCCGGCAGUUUGAUCAGACCCGGGGAAGCCCCGCUGCCAGGCAACUCGAGCUGAGCUGGGACAACUUCCGGGCUGCAGACGUGCCACGCACCGCGCCAAACUCGGUCGUCUCAACCGUUGCCAGCGUCGUCAACGAGUACAACGCUGCACUCAACACUCCGAAGAGAUCGCAGGGUCUUGACAUCCAUGCCAUUUGCAAUGAUCUGGGCGCGUCCUUGUCGCUGUCACCCGAAAUCCAGACGGCUCUUGCCAACCAGCGCUUGACACUGGCUCACCUGAAGCAGUUAUCGCUUACACUGGACAAGCUUCAAGCAAAGGUUGUCUUUAAACUGGUGUUUGAGCGUUACGUACAUCAGACGCUAACAAGGAUUCAUGCAUGUGACCGUGCCUUCGAUGCUGAAGCAAUUGCACUCGACGAUGAACUGCUGCUGCAUCUCCUUGACAUGCACUCCAAAGUUUGUACGGAGCUGGGCGGCAGCUCCCCGGAUCCGGCUGAAACCACCACCUCCGAGCUGUACACCGAGCUGCUGCCACUGCCCGCGGCCUUGCAGUCGCAAAAAGCACUCAUGCAAGUUGCCGCGCUCGUCUUUCUGCGAUAUGCGGCCGAGUGCACCUGGCCUCAACUGCCUUGGAGUAGUCCAGAGUACAGCAUGCCAAACUUGGAACCAAUCGUGCCCUUCUGGACCCUCGAUGACGCACAAGAUAUGCAUACCAUGAACAUGGCCUUGUGCUUUAUUUCAGAGCGCCACCCAACGGAUGAAAUCCCCUUUUUGGUAGCAAGCACGCUGGGCACACUUCAAGACGAUUUUGCCCAGCACUACUCAAAUUGGAAGCAGGACACGUGGUACAGCACGAGCCUGGAAGAACGCCUCCAGCAAGAGCGACAAAACCACCGGCGUCUUCGACAAGAGCACUGGCAAACGGUUCAACGCAAACAGCGGAAUGCCAAGCAAUACGCCGCUGACUUGGAAAAUCUCGAGCAAUCUCGUGAUGUGGCGCAGAAAGAGCAAUACACUGCUAGCCACGAUGCAGAUGCUGCCCGGCGUGAAUGUCAGCUGCAUGUCAAAGGGUGCCAUUUUGCACGCGAGUAUCUGGGCCAGAGAGGUCACAGCAACUGGUCAAUAUAUUCCCAUGGCAUCUCUUGGUAUACUUGUUCAACUUGCAGCAAUUUAAAGAGCAAGUACACCAGCAAAGACAGCACGAGAUCGCAAGCUGAGAAGAACACCACGUCGGCUCAAGCUCAAGUUGACGCAAAGUCCAAACAACUUCGGGCUGAGCUUGUCCCUCCUCCCGCCGUUCAGUUGUCUCUGCCCGAGUCGGACCAUGAGGCUCUUGCAACGCUGACGGUCUUCUACUUGCCCUUGCGCCUUCAACGGCUGGCUGAGUGUGCGCGACAGACCUUCACUCUCAUGCAAGAAGUUGAUGAGCCUAGAAAGAAACAACAAAGUAAACGGCACACAGAAGCGUUUCAGUUGUUCAACAACCUUCAAACAGGAAGUCAAGCUAAGCUCGACAUUGACAUCGACUUGCAAGCGACCACGCUCGAGCCGCGAACGAACACGCGGUUUGUCAGCGUCCAUCACCUCCAAGGCGAAGAGGACGACAUCAACUAUAUGGAGCGACCUUUGCUAUCAACACUGGCCCAGUGGAAGCCACCCAAAGAUCGGACUGAAUUAGCGGCGUUCUUUGGAACCGUCUCUCCCACCGGCCCAGCACCAAAACCAAGCCGUAGGAGGCAGCCACAAGCCGUGGAUCGCCUUGGUGCGUUUCGACACCAAGCCGUCAACCCAAGCAUUGAGCCAUCAGAUGCAAAAGCCACCCACCAGUGGUCUGACCGCGGCACCGAGGGCAAGGCCACGCCGUUUGCAGUAAGCAGUUGCGCAAACCUGGAUGAUGGGGACAUCUUUGCUGCCCAGCGAGCCGGGCGCUUGUUGCAAUGGACCAACUUAGCUGGUAUACUCCGGCUUGAUGCCUUGUCCUUGCUUGAGCCGCAAGUUGUGCGUCUACUCAAAGCCAUGGUGGCCGAGGUCGGCGAUCUCGAAGACCAUUUUCAGCGCGCCGUGGCGUGGCCCAGUCGCGACCCGGCUGUUUGGCGCACCUUACUUGCUGCCAUUCGCAGAAGCAUUGUCAACAUGAGCACGGCAUGCAAGUUUGUCCCAUAUGGAGCAGCAUUGGGCACCUUGACUGGAAUUCUGACUGCGUUUGACGCGCCAUCACAGAGCCAGGAUGCCAUGAGCGACAACUCUCCAACAGCAUUUGACCUCGUGCUGCAACUGACCGAGUGCUUGGACGCACAUGCUCAAAACUGGGCCACCGAGCAGAGCAAGGCCUUGGCAGCCGGCAAUGAAGCAUUGGUCAAUCACCUUCAGCAGCGGCGCUUCGAGGCCUACAAUUUGGCUAUUGUAGCGUUUCGACAUGUUUCGUGGACCAAGGUUGAGGUACGCCAGCGAAGACAAGCCCUUCGGCAGCUGUUGCGAUACCGUAUCCUGGGCGGUGGCCAUGGCGAUGGCUCCAACAGUUCCAUGUGGCUAAACGAUGCCGCCUUGACCUCUAUGAGCCGCCUGCUGGUCGAGCUGUGCCAAGAGCUACAGUCAUCUGUUGAGGAGCCUGACUUCCCAACAAGGAUGGCACAAUGGGUGGAUGAGGCCAUGGGCCACGCAGGUGGUGCCUCACAAGCGCAAUCCGCACAGCUGUAUGGUGACACGCUCAAUUUGCUUGUUAUUGAUAGUGGCCGCCUAGCCAUCAACUGUCUGACGGGCUUCGUGCUCUUCAACGGUCAGCCAGCCAGCCAGCUGCCACCUCGCUUGCUGGAGGACGCUGAAUACAAGAGUUUUUUUGGCACCCGCAUGUUUCCCGUGGCCGUGGACAAAGACGGCAAAACCUAUCGUGCUGUUGCGCCGAUUGAUGGGUUUAUGUACACCUUCAUCGACACCGACGGCGCAGCCGACGGACACCAGCUGAGUAUCAUUCAAGAACCAGAACCAAAGCCGGAUGAUCCAGCUGGAGGGCCAAGACCUGGUCAGCGCUUGCUGCUUGCACGAGGCUUGGCCAGGGCGCUCCUUUCUGAACAUCCACUCCACAGUCAAAUGGUGGCGUGGCUUGACCUUGUCUCAGAGUCGAUUGUCUUGCGACAGCUUCCAGAGCGUGAUAGUUGCGGCUUCCAGGCGCGGCAUGUUGCUUAUGUGGGCGUGUCUAUCGCAGAUGACUGGCAGCUCCUACGGCCACCUCCAAACAUGCAAGAGCAAGCCGUGGUGGACAUGCUACCGAUUGCAACGCACGUUGCUUGUCAUUUGGCUGAAGCGGAUGUUGAGGAGUCAGAGUCCGGAUGGCAAUCGUGGAUCUGGGCUGAGACAGUCAGAGAGCAUCCCGUGCUCAUGGCUUUGCACGAUGUGCUUCUUCGCGUUGAGGACGCUUGCAGCCUGUCUUGGUAUCGGCCUUGCAGCAACGCGAGCUGCGUGGAUGUAGAUCUCUUGCGGCUGGGUCUUCGCUUUGAGCUGAGUCCCGAAGAGGGCAUUCGAUCCCUCAAUCAUCAAGGGUACCGACUGUGCGCGCUGCAAGUGCUCAAAGACAAGCUUCCUGGGUUUGACAGCUAUCUUCUCCUUGAACGGACCGUGCAGUUUGAGUCUGAAGCUGGCCGCCUACCUGCCGCACGCCACCGACUCUUGGUACCAGAGCCGUUGGAAGCAAGCCAGACCCCUGAGCAUGCAUUGGCUAGUCGCCGCUCAUUUACGGCAAAUAUUCACGAUACCCUCGGGUACUUGGAGGCGCAAUCGACCACAGAUCGUCUCGCACUUGCGCUGGUCUAUUGUCGGCUCAAGCCAGAGCAAGUGGACCUAUGCGCCGGUCGCAAUGGUCCAGCGCAAUCGCUGGAGCUCGUGCGCCAAUGCUGGCAAGGGCACCACUUUACUGUUCUAGAACAAGACUACCUUGAAGCCGUUGCACAUGAGACUCGGUUUCCAUCCUUGGCCCUAGCCGUGGCAGUCAUCGCUCGAGCCUCAUUGUCCUGGAAAGAUGAAGACGACCAGAAACAGCAACGAAUGCUUGCCUUGGCUCAGCCACAACCUCUGGAUUUGGCCUAUUAUCAACAGCAUCACCGCGGCUUGCCUCUUGGCCUGCGACUCACGCCACACGAAAUGCGUGAGCUAGGCCUCCCAGAAUUGGAGGGUUCCAUUGCACCGUUCUGCGACGUUGGAGACUGGAAUUUGCCAGAAGAUGCAUUGCGAGGCCAUGUCAGUCGUAAGGUUACCCAAGGGGCUGCGCAGCUGCAUCAGGAUCUAGCUUCGGCAUGUGACGAAUUGGCAUCUUUUGAGAGGAGCAUUGCGACGCGUGAACAAGAUCUUUGUCGUCUGGUGGAGCAACAAGAGCAACGACCAGAAACCACCGAUCCCGCGCUCGCCCUGGAUAUUGAGCGGAAGGAUGGAACACGCAUGUACCAGCACCUGCAACGUGAGUUGAGCAAGAGCAUGGCACUGCAUGACAGGCGCGCGCAAGUUCGCUUCACGCUCCCAGACGACCCCACCCUGCUGGAGGGAGAGCUUGCCACGCUUACCCAGCUCACGGCGGAGCGACAAUGUUUGUGGCAGCAUUUGGCCCGUGCCUUGACCUUGCCCACGACGGUGCACCAGGCGCUCAAUGACCCGCUGCGGGCACGAAUGAGUAUGCUACAAGUUGGCGGCCUCCUACGUCGAGCCACGCCCCAGAGUCUGCUGUACGUCCUUGCCGGCGUCAACGAUGACGAGCGGCUUCGCCGCGUUCGAGAGCACAACCCAUACUUUGACCAGAGUCACUGGCCCAACUUCCAAAUUGUCGCAAUUGAAUGGCUUCAACGCAUCGUGCUGGAGCAACGCUUGGAUCGCAUUACCCGGUUGGCGCGUGCUUUGCGGCAUGUUGAUGGACCUGCGCAGAACAACAUCAAAGAAGUCAUGCUACGUGAAGUGAUGACGGUUCGGACGUAUGCCGCUGUUGAACAUCUGGAAUGGCUCCUUUUUGAAGUUAGCAGUCAGAUUCAAAUCCGGCCCAAGCAGACUGCCGUGGCGCUGCGCCUCAUCAAGGCGGAGGUCGAUGAGAAAAAGGGUCCAGUUCUGCAGCUCAACAUGGGCGAGGGCAAGACGCGCGUGAUUCUUCCAAUGCUGCUCCUCUUCUACCGUGCACAACGGGCUUCAGCCACAGGCACUGGGAUGCUGCCCCUGACGUUCUUCCUGCCUCAGUUGGUCGACCAAUCCUAUGAGGCGCUACAUGCCAAGCUCACAGCCAGCCCCUUCAAGAUGCCGCUGCACCACUUCCGUUUUGAUCGCAGCGUGAACGCAACCCAGGCCUGGAUCAGCCGCGCCUCUGCACGACUCUGUUGGCUUGAGGGACAAGGUCACGGAGCAGUGGUCCUCACACCCAGCGACUGGCUCUCGCUACGGCUCAAGGUGGUUGAGCUUCGGGAUGCACAGCGUCCGCUGCUGGCCCGACUCCUGAACUGCCGGGUCGUCGAGGCCUGUCCCUUUUUGCAUCUCUAUGACGAAGUUGACGAGAUUCUGAAAUACAAUUUUCAGCUCAUCUACGCAGCGGGCGGGCGCGAGCGCCUCGUGCAUCGCGAAGCGCGCGUCCUUGCUGUGCAGGCUGUGUUGCAGCUCUUGCAUACUCCUGACGCAGCAAUGCAGGAAGCCAUGGACAAGGGUGACGGCACAUCGUGGCUGGCUAACGAGGCUCAUGAAGCUUCAGGAGAAGCUUUAUUUGUGCCCAAGUUUGUGAUUGAUCAAUCGGCAGCGAAGCGCAAGUGGCGGGCACUAUGCGACGCUAUGAUGGCUCGUCUGCUGCAACGACCCGAGCUUGGAGAGCUGUCUUGGUUGACAGAGUUUGCUGAUGGACAGGCGCAGAAGCUGGCGUGUUUUACUUGUGAUCCCACCUCUUCCUUGGACAGUUUGAGAGUGAAGUUGAGUGAAGGACAUACGGCAUUGCUCUGCACAUUGCGUGGCCUAUUGGCCCACAAAAUGCUCUUGCGAAUUUUGAGCCGGCGCGUCAACGUGAAUUAUGGCAUUGAUGAACGUCGAGACAAGCAAAUUGCCGUGCCCUACCAGGCUACCGACACACCGACAGAGCGCAGCGAGUUUGCCAGCAUGGACGAUCAAUUGGUCAUGACCCACUUGGCUUGGUAUGUCAAAGGCCUCCGCCCUACUGACAUGGAAAACGCCGUCAUCCAGCUCCAGCGGCGCUCAGAGCAACAGCAAGCCAGUCUCUACCAGGAGUGGUGUGAUGCGGCCGGAGGAAGCAGCAAGUUACCAGACGAGGUGCCUAGAGAAGCCAAUGCCCUUGAUCUUCAGGAUGAAAAUCAAGCGGCGCUGCUCCACGCAACUUUUGGCCACAACUACAAGUGCAUCAAUUUUUGGUUGACGACUGUGGUGUUACCCCGCACCUGCCAGUAUCCCGCGCGACUGCAAGCCACGCCCUUUCAUCUUGCUGAUGCUAGCCACCAAAUGGGCUUUUCCGGCACUAACGAUACCAACCUGACGCUGCCCUUGUCCAUCUGCUCUGUUCCAGACCUGAACAAAGUUGAGGUUCAGGUCAUGCCUCGCAUAACGGACGAGCAUUCUAUCGACACAGAGCUGGGCGCCACGAACGGACUGAUGGUUCGUGCUCUUCAGACGGAGAUGUUUGUUGACUGCAUCCAAGAGCUCAUAGUUCACGAUGAUAUCCAGCACCCCGAAAGCCGGCCGCUCCCUGAACUGGUACUGGACAAGGCGUUGCACAUGGGGGUGGAGGCACUCAUUGAUGUGGGCGCUCUGUUGGCUGGUAAACCGCUGCACGCCUGCGCCAAGUACUUGCUGAGUCACAAGCAUCUCAAUUCGAAGAUUACAUGGGAACAUGUCGUGUACUCGGCGAAGGAUCAAGCGUCACAGCGACAACAGUGGGUUGUGCAGGACCGCCACGGCCACGUGGAUCCGUUGCGCCUGGCCACGGUGGACCCUGCACAUGCCAUGGUCAUCUAUGACCAAUACAACUGCCGUGGGGCCGAUCUUGCACUGAAGCAAGAGGCGCGCGCUCUCAUGACGCUAGGCCUGUCCGUGUGCAAGGACGAGCUGAUGCAAGCUGCUGGCCGGCUACGCCAGCUCACUCGCGGCCAAAAGCUUGCCGUGGCAGCCCCGUCUUUCGUGAUCAGUGCCAUGCAGCGCGUCCUCGGCCGACCGAGUAGUGACAAUGCCAAACUAGGUGUGGGCGAGAUGAUCAAGUUUGUACUGCUCAACACACAAAGCCGCAACCUCGGUGGACUGAAGCUACAAGCUCAACAGGGUCUACAAUUUGGCUACAGCCGGGCGGAUCAACGCAUGUUUCGCUUACGGGAGCAGAACGAACCAACGGAACUGUUUGGCGGGGUCUACAACGAGCGCACAACCAUUGAGGAAGCAAAGUAUCAAAAUAAACUACUACGCCAUCAAGCAGACAAAGAAGUGGACGAGCAGCUGCAGACACAUAUCCAUGCCAUUUUUGAGCGGUGCAAGGAGUUUGGGAUUACGCGCAAGGACGUCGAGCGCGGCCAAGGCGAGCUGCGAAGCGAAGAUUUGGAGAUUGAACGUGAGGAAGAACAAGAAUUGGAGGAGGAGCAACAGCGAGAGGUUCAACGAAAAGCAACUCUGGCACGGCCAGAAGAAAAGUGGCCCGUGGACAGUUUGCUAUCACAAGAGUUUGACAAAUGUCAAGCACGUGGGAAGCUAAAGCUGCUGCAGGACUGCCAGCCGUUGGCUGAUUUGGGCUUUCAAUGGCCUCCAGAGAAGCAGAUUUGGUGUACCAGUAAUUGGUAUCAGUGGUCCGCGGACGAGGAACAUACCACCCGACUACCGCUAGUGAGCUGCUGCAUUGUUUUGAACGAUCGGGUUGUCGUGGUGACGGAGCGAGAGGCCUCUUGGUUCCUGGAGAACAAAGGCCUUGCCCCAUACCAACGUGCGCCACACGCCUAUGCACACGAGCUCGGCACACCUGCCCUGGUGCAACUACGGUGCACGGCAAAUGCCCGACUUGAAGAAUUGCUGACCACGGGCGUUUUGGCCAUGUUCCUGUUGAUCAAUUGUCAAGUGUACUUGGCAGCCAAGGACGUGGCUGGUGAGGUUGUACGACCAGCUGAGAACGCGAGCUAUCGCAAGCGCAUCGAGCAAGCAUGGCGUUGCAUUUUCAAGCCACUUGGUCAACGUGCCGUGGAGGUUGCGGAGAAGGUGGUAGAGUUGCGAGACGCCCGUCACCUGCUUCCACGAAGCCAUCUCAAGGAUCAGUGUGUUGCGGUGGCGACGGUCGCUUUUGCUCGAUGAAUCACUUUCAUCACAGAAGCCGGCGGCCGAUUCCAAACAGCAGCUCCAAUGCCGCAUUGCUCCUCGCAUUAAUCGCGCUGCUGAGCGUUGUUUUGUCACAUUUGUGUCAAGUGUGGUCGGCUUUGCGUUAUAUGGGUGUAAGCCCUCGGCCUUGUUUUUGACUUUGUUGAUUCUCGUGAAUGAGUUGAUUCCUGCAUCAUAGACUCAUCCGGAUGUUCCAGGAAUUCAACUUUACACUCU
This is a messenger RNA of Monosiga brevicollis MX1, 9363 nucleotides long. RefSeq lists its product as uncharacterized. The record is from RefSeq and is a predicted model, not a curated record. Lineage: Eukaryota; Choanoflagellata; Craspedida; Salpingoecidae. The transcript has 2 exons. The coding region runs from base 1 to 9123 and encodes 3040 amino acids.